Messenger RNA from Lolium rigidum, 1533 nucleotides. RefSeq names its product cytochrome P450 71A1-like. The coding region runs from base 1 to 1533 and encodes 510 amino acids. The transcript is spliced from 2 exons. Lineage: Eukaryota; Viridiplantae; Streptophyta; Magnoliopsida; Poales; Poaceae. The record is from RefSeq and is a predicted model, not a curated record. Gene Ontology annotation, molecular function: oxidoreductase activity, acting on paired donors, with incorporation or reduction of molecular oxygen; heme binding; iron ion binding.
AUGGCUUCUCUUGAGCUCGACUCUACUCUAGUCCUCCUCAGUCUCGUUUUCGUGGUUUCUUGCGUCGCCAUCGUUGUUCGAGGCUUCGGACCAGGCCGCAAGGAGAGCGUCCAUGCGCUACCACCUUCGCCUCCGGCACUGCCCAUCAUCGGGAACCUGCACAAGCUCGGCGGCAUCCACUUCCACCGUACAUUGCAGGCCCUGGCACGGCGCCACGGCCCGCUCUUCCUCCUCCGUGUUGGCUCCGUGCCCCUCGUCGUCGUCUCCUCGGCCUCCAUGGCAGAGGUCGUUCUCAAGACGCAGGACCACAUCUUCUGCAACCGCCCGCAACAGUACACGGCCCGUGGCUUGCUCUAUGGAUGCCGAGAUAUCGCCUUCAGCCCCUAUGGAGAGCAAUGGCGUCAGAUCCGCCGCGUCGCCGUCGUGCACCUCCUCAGCUUGAAGCGAGUCGAUUCCUUCCGCGCACUACGGGUGGAGGAGGUCUCGAGAUUCGUGCAACGGAUCCGUGCCGCCAGUGGCGUGGGGGAGGACAGAGAUGGGGUCAACGUGAGCGAGCUCAUCAUCGGCCUAACCAACAAUGUAAUCUCGAAAGCAGCGUUCGGGAACAAACUCGGCGGCGUGGAGCCAGCAAUGGUUCGCGGCCUGAUGAAGGAGCUCACUGAUGUGCUCAGUACGUUCGCCGUGAGCGACGUGUUCCCGGGACUAGGGUGGUUGGACUGGGCGAGAGGGCUGGACGCAAGGGUGAAGAGGACGGCGGCUAAGCUCGACAUGGUUGUCGAGAGGACGAUCGCGGAGCACGAGGAAAACCGAGUAAACGACUCUGAAGCUCGAGACCUCCUGGACGAUUUGCUCUCUAUCUACAAAGAUGGUGAUCUCGGGUUUAAGCUGGACCGCACUGAUGUCAAGGCACUCAUUUUGGAUAUGUUCGUAGCAGGCACCGACACGAUCUACAAGACAAUAGAGUGGACAAUGGCCGAGCUUAUUAAGAAUCCAAGAGAAUUGGAAAAGGUGCAAUCCGAAGUGAGAUCACAGGUUGCUGGCAGUGCACAAGCAAGAAUAGUCCUUGAGGAGGAACUGGAGAAGAUGAGCCUCCUACGGGCAGCCAUUAAAGAAGCAUUACGGCUGCAUCCAGCCUUGCCGCUGCUUGUUCCACGUGAAACAAUAGAGGACACCCGUGUAGACGGCUAUGAUAUCCCGGCCAAGACCCAGGUCAUGGUCAACACGUGGGCAAUGGGGAGGGAUAGUGAGUCAUGGGAGAAUGCCGAGGAGUUCCUGCCGGAGAGGUUCUUAGGACAGGCCAUCGGGUACAGCGGCAAGGAUACUCGGUUCAUACCCUUCGGUGCAGGGAGGAGAGCGUGUCCUGGUCUCGCGUUUGCCACGCGCCUCGUGGAGCUCACCCUGGCCAACAUGAUUUACCAUUUCGACUGGCAGCUCCCAAACGGCCAGGAUCUUGAGUCUUUUGAGCUUACAGAGUCUACUGGAGUGUCGCCUGGUCUUAAGUCUACCUUGAUCCUCGCCGUAAAACCUUUGUAA